AGCGUCCCUAUCUGCGAAAAGAGCGCCCCGCCCUCUCCGAUCAGCCCUUCCAGGCUGAUGCAUAAACACCAUUGGCUCUUAGAGCAGGAGCCUGAAGCAGCUAAAGAGGCUGAGCUACGCAUUGCUAGAGUGAGCUUAUUUUGCCAUCCACUAGUCCAGGAGGAUGUCCAGCACCCCAGUAGCUGUGGUGACCGGGGGCAACAAAGGGAUUGGAUUUGCUAUUGUGCGGGCUCUGUGUAAGCAGUUCACUGGGGAUGUGUACCUGACAGCCCGGGACCCAGGACGGGGUCAGACUGCAGUGACAAAACUGCAGGAGGAGGGACUGAGCCCGCUUUUCCACCAGCUGGACGUUGAUAAUCUGCAGAGUAUCCGGACUCUGCGGGACUUCCUGAAGGAGAAGUAUGGUGGGCUGAAUGUGCUGGUUAACAACGCAGGGAUUGCUUUCAAAGUUGCUGAUACCACUCCAUUUGCUACUCAAGCGGAGGUUACAAUGAGGACAAACUUUUUUGCAACAAGGGAUGUCUGCAUGGAGUUGCUACCUCUCAUAAAGCCUCAUGGCAGAGUAGUGAAUGUAUCUAGCAUGGUAAGCGUAUCAGCUCUGGCAAGAUGUAGCCAAGAUCUGCAGCGGAAGUUUCGUAGUGACACAAUCACUGAGGAGGAGCUAGUGAAACUCAUGACAAAGUUUGUGGAAGAUACCAAGAACGGAGUGCAUGAGAAGGAGGGCUGGCCAAAUACUGCUUACGGUGUGUCCAAAAUUGGAGUCACGGUCUUGUCCAGAAUCCAGGCCCGGAUGUUGAACGAAGAAAGGAAAGCUGAUCAAAUUCUUCUAAAUGCCUGUUGCCCUGGAUGGGUGAGAACCGACAUGGCAGGUCCCAAUGCCACUAAAAGUCCGGAUGAGGGAGCCGAGACUCCAGUUUACUUAGCCCUUUUGGCCCCUGGUGCUGAUGGGCCUCAUGGGCAGUUUGUUAGUGAAAAGAAGGUGCAAAAGUGGUAAACUUGCCUUGACGGUCCUUUUAUUUAUACAGUAACUCCUCAUUAAAAGUCGUCCUGGAUAACGUUGUUUCAUUGUUACAUUGAUCAAUUAGGGAAUAUGCUUGUUUAAAGUUGUGCAAUGCUCCCUUACAGCAUUGUUUGGCAGCUGCCUGUUUUGUCCAUUACUUGCAGGAAGAGCAGCCAGUUGCAGCUAGCUGGUGGGAGCUUGGAACCAGGGUGGACUGGUAGCCCCCCGAUUAGCUCCCCACUCCCAUAAGUUCCCUGUACAGAAGCCACCCAGCAGGCUACCAAUUGCGAGCAGUUCAGUUGUCCCUCCCCCCACUGCCAUGUGCUGCUCCUUCCCUCUGCCUUGGAGCUGCUCCUGGGAGCCUCCUGCUUGCUGUGCAGGGGAGGGGGGAGAAGAGGGAGGCUAAUGUCAGGGUGUCCCCCUCCCCCCUAUUCCUGCCCCCCCUUACCCCUUCUCCAUAUGGAGCAGGGUGGGGACAGGACCACAGCUGCUGUCUCAAGUUCCUGAUCCUUUUUAAAGGCAAUGUUCAUCUCUCUCACACACACAGGGUGUGUGUGUGUCUCUGUCUGCCAUGCUUUCUCCCCUCUCUCCAUUCGUGCUGCCUUGUAGAGUGUGAGGCUACAUUAACAACAAUGAGGAGUCUUUGUAGCACCUUAGGCUAACAAAUUUAUUGGGGGGGGAAUUAUAUAAAAAAAUAAUAAACUAUAAUAUAGUUUUUUGUCUGGUGGAAAAAAAAUUUCCCUGGAACCUAACCCCCCUCCUCCCCCCCGCCCCAUUUACAUUAAUUCUUCUUGGGAAAUUGGAUUCGCUUAACAUUGUUUCGCUUAAAGUUGCAUUUUUCAGGAGCAUAACUAUGACAUUAAGCGAGGAGUUCUGUAUAUGUGAGAUGCAGUCCAGAAACAGUAUCAGAUAUUACUGAUUUAUUGUUGGUACCAAUAAUAAUUAAGCAUCUGUAAAUGUCUUUGCCAUUUCUAGUAUCUUAUUAGGGUUUAUAGAAUACACACAAGGUUUCUGCUAUUACAAAAUAAUUGCAGUUUGGAAUAAUGCAUGAAUUAAACUGUGCCUUAAUUUAGUUCUUAAAAGUAUGAAAACUUAUUAAAUAAAGUGUAGUUUAAUAAGCUAAAA
Chelonia mydas (Green sea turtle) is the source of this 2125-nucleotide messenger RNA. RefSeq names its product carbonyl reductase [NADPH] 1. NCBI's taxonomy places the organism in Eukaryota, Metazoa, Chordata, Testudines, Cheloniidae. The transcript has 4 exons. Gene Ontology annotation, molecular function: carbonyl reductase (NADPH) activity. Bases 164 to 994 code for a protein of 276 amino acids. The record is from RefSeq and is a predicted model, not a curated record.